GCGGCGCUGGUACAGUAAAAUCAUGGAGUAAAAUAAAGAGAGCAGACCUCAGUGUUAAAGUAGUAGUUGCGUUGUUACGCCGAUGGGAGGCAGCAAUGAAGUGAGCCGUUACCAGUCUGCAAGAAGGAAGAAGUAAAAACCGUUGUUGUGGGAAGUUGAGUGGAGUGCAGUAGGCGGUAAAGUCACGGGUGGAGUUAAUGUGGAUGAACUGAUGAAGUUAGCCGCUGUUAGCUGUUAGCCGUUUCCUGAUUUAACUCGUUAGCUGCUAACAGGAAGCGCUAGUGCAUAAUGCAUGAGUUUACACUGUCUGUGCUGCCAGUGUGAGGUAGUUAAGAUAGUUAUGUGUGGUAAUGUGGUUUAGGUAGGUAACCCGAGGCUGAUGGUUUAAUGUGAGCUCUCAGCAGACACCAAUGGAGCACACACAGAUCACCGGGGUGUACGGAGAGCUCAGCGGCCUCCCUGCGCCUGUUUCUGCCUGUGUGAGAGAAGAACAGCUCCCUGAGCUCCGGAGCUACACCGUGACCACAGAGUGGAGUCAGAUCAACCUGGUCCGAGGAUCCAGACUCCGCUACACCCAGCAGUGGACUCUGAUCCCAGACUGCAAUGACCACAAGAGCAUCAGGGCUGUCCUCCCCCCACGGUCCUGUGCCCCCGUGUCUGGAGAGUUGCUGAGUGAAUUCUCUCCCAUUCGAGGUCUGAGGGCAGUUAUCAGGGAGGCAGGAGGCUACCAGUUCCUGGAGAUCUGGGACUGUCAUGGACUCAGGAAGUGCCUCAACCUGACGGCUCUCAACGAACAUGGACGAGUGUAUGACGAUGCUCAGUUCGGCAGCCUGUCAUGGUCAGACUGUGAGAACAAACUGCUGUAUGUAGCAGAGAAGAACAAGCACACAUCAGAAACACAUGAUGGAGAAACUGCAUGUGGGAAGGACAGGAGUGUGUACUGUGAGGACUGGGGUGAGGCUCUGACCAAUAAGAGCAGCCCAGUGAUUUGUGUGGUGAAUCUUCAGAACGGCGUCGUCAGCGUUCUGCAGGGCGUGCCGCCGGACAUCUCACCUGGACAGGCUCUGUGGGCUCCUGGGGGUCAAUCGGUGGUUUUUGUUGGUUGGUACCAUGAACCGUUCAGACUGGGACUGAAGUUCUGCUCCAACCGCAGGUCUGCGUUAUUCAAGCUGGACCUGGAUGGACUCUGUGAGAGUCUGUCAGGGGACAACCUGUCCGUGUCCUGUCCUAGACUGAGUCCAGACCGGUCCACGCUGGUCUACCUGCAGGGCCAGGUGUUCGGUCCUCACAAUCAGUGCCUCAGUCUGCAACAGUUGGACCUGAAGAGCGGGAAAACGUCCACACUGCUGGAUGUUGUCAGCAGACCACAGACUGGUGAGUUUGCAGGUGUGUAUGAAGCUCUUCCGCCCAGGUGCUGGUCUGCAGACAGUCAGAGGGUGGUAUUCAGCAGCGCCCGCAGGAACUGGAAGGAUCUCUUCAUGGUCGACAGAAGAUCAAAGAAAGUCACCUCCCUCUGUGAUAGUUCCUGUGAUCUCUCCAGAGUCUUUGGCAGCUGGAAGCUUCUGACAGUCCAGAAGGACCUGAUGGUUGUCUGCUGCUCCAGCCCCAACACCCCCCCCACUCUGAGGGUGGGGUUCCUCCCCUCAGCAGGUGAGGCUGUAAGGUGGAGUACUCUGCAGCAGCCUGUCAUCACCUUUGAUUUCCAGUGGACAGUUGUAGAUGUCACACCUCCAACUGAGGAGGACAACACCCACUAUUCUGGUUUAGACUUCAGCUGUGUCCUGGUCAAACCGUCUCACCCCGUCCAUGAAGUCAGGAUCCCUCUGGUCGUCUUCAUCCAUGGUGGACCUCACUCUCAGUUUCCUGCAGAGUGGAACUGCACCACAGCUGGACUGACUAAACUGGGCUUUGCUGUGCUGAUGGUGAACUACAGAGGAUCCACAGGAUUCGGUCAGGACAGUAUCUUGUCUCUGAUUGGUCAGAUUGGAAACCAGGAUGUUAAAGACGUUCAGAGGGCCGUGCUCACUGUGCUGCAGAGCGACCUGACCCUUGACCCUAAACGCUUGGCUGUGAUUGGUGGUUCUCACGGGGGUUUCCUGUCCUGUCACCUGGUUGGUCAGUACCCAGAUUUCUACAGAGCGUGUGCAGCCAGGAACCCUGUCAUCAACGCUGCUACUUUACUGGGAACCAGUGACAUAGUGGACUGGCGUUACUCCAGUGUGGGGCUGCAGUUUUCGUACGACCAGAUCCCCACCAGUGAAGCUCUGGCGGCCAUGUUGGAGAAGUCUCCCAUCACACACGCUGCUCAGAUCAAGGCUCCAGUGCUGCUGAUGCUGGGAGGCAGAGACAGGAGAGUGUCUCCUUAUCAGGGUCUGGAGCUCUACAAAGCUCUGAAGAGCAGAGACUCACCUGUCAGGCUCCUGUGGUUUUCAGAAGACGGACACUCACUGUCCAGAGUGGACACACAGGUCGACUGCUUCCUCAACACAGUGCUGUGGCUGCACCAGCAUCUCUGAACACACACACACACACACACACACACACACACACACACACAUACAUACAUAAAAAGAGUAAUGUAGUUUACAGUCACAGCAGUCAAAUCUUCAACACGCUUUGAACAAAAAACACAUUCUGUAUGUUACAGUGUUAAAAAUCUGAUAAAUAUUAUAAAUGUUACAGUGUUUAAUGUUACAAUGUUAGUUGUGAAGUUUUUUAAAUACAAA
Messenger RNA from Seriola dumerili (greater amberjack), 2726 nucleotides. It is a transcript of the gene apeh2, whose product is annotated as acylamino-acid-releasing enzyme-like. Gene Ontology annotation, molecular function: serine-type endopeptidase activity. Bases 411 to 2516 code for a protein of 701 amino acids. The transcript has 21 exons. The record is from RefSeq and is a predicted model, not a curated record. Gene Ontology annotation, biological process: proteolysis. NCBI's taxonomy places the organism in Eukaryota, Metazoa, Chordata, Actinopteri, Carangiformes, Carangidae.